AUGACGACUGCGCUAGGUCCGUCUCCUCUAUCGCACAAACGGUUAGCUAUAGACAUGAUUGCGGCAUCCCUCCAGGAAGAUCGUGGCUAUCAAGCAAAGUUUUUGGAUGUUCUACGAUUCCAAGAUUACAAUAUGGAUUUACUGGAGAAAUUUCAGACGAGAACUGUUUUCUGUUUAGGCACCACGAUAGCCACACAUAUCUUUCAAAAGGAGGUAGCGAGGCUUGCAUGCUCCCAUCGCUUCCUCAUGCAUCUCGUCCAAGCAGUUACCGCUUGCCAUGAUCGCUAUCUGGCAGGAUCCAGUUAUGCAGAGCCUGAUCCACUUGAGAGCUACAAUCUCAAUUCCGGACUCGUCUUAUACCAGCAAAAACUGAGCCAGCCUCUGCGGCCCACAGAUCGAGAUGCUUUAUUUGUUGCUGCAAGUCUGACGGGCAUUGCCAGUUUCGCUACUUUUCAAGCCCGGACGGUCGAAGAUGGAUGGCCAUUGAGAGAUGGUGAUCUGAAUUGGUUACGCCUAAGCAGUGGCAAGCACGCCGUGGUUGAGCUAAUAGACCCCUCGGGAAAGGAGAGUAUGUGGAAACCGCUCAUUGAAAAUGUCGCGAAAGAAUACUGGGCACAUGAUGUGAAUGAGGAGCGCUGCACAGUGUUCGACCAUCUUUGCAGCCCUCGCGAAACAUUGAUCUCGACAAUUGAGAAUCCUUACCAUGAGACUAUUGAUAAGCUGGCAACUAUUCUUGCUCUUGAGUGCAAUGAGAAAAAUUGGAUAAGGUUACUCUGCUUCCUCAUGCAUGCAACGCCUGGUUAUACGAGCCUUCUACAGCAGAAAGACCCAUGGGCAUUGAUGAUGCUUGCAUACUGGUACGCUAAGGUCUGCCAGGCUCGAUGGUGGCUCGCACGGCGCGGGAUUUUAGAGGGAUUAGCAAUAUGCCUCUACAUCGAGAGAAACUGUCUGGAGGACCAGAAACUUCAAGAAGCUGUUACUUGGCCGAAGCAGAUCCUAGAGAGCCUGAUGGCCAUCGAGCAAAUAGAAUAUAGCUAA
Messenger RNA from Exophiala bonariae, 1038 nucleotides. RefSeq lists its product as uncharacterized. Bases 1 to 1038 code for a protein of 345 amino acids. Gene Ontology annotation, biological process: regulation of transcription by RNA polymerase II. Lineage: Eukaryota; Fungi; Ascomycota; Eurotiomycetes; Chaetothyriales; Herpotrichiellaceae. The record is from RefSeq and is a predicted model, not a curated record. Gene Ontology annotation, molecular function: DNA-binding transcription activator activity, RNA polymerase II-specific. The transcript has a single exon.